Messenger RNA from Drosophila willistoni, 751 nucleotides. RefSeq lists its product as uncharacterized. The transcript is spliced from 5 exons. Gene Ontology annotation, molecular function: DNA binding. The record is from RefSeq and is a predicted model, not a curated record. Lineage: Eukaryota; Metazoa; Arthropoda; Insecta; Diptera; Drosophilidae. Bases 80 to 751 code for a protein of 223 amino acids.
GUUCGAGGAAAAAGCAUAAAUUAAAAGGAGCGACUACAAUUGGUGUUGGUUGGGAGGUUUGCGAAAGGGAUUUAUAAAAAUGGACAAGUAUCUUCAAAUACCAUCUUCAACUUCCAAGGAAAAUGAAAAUCCAGGAGAAAAACGCAAAAGAGAAGCAGUCUCUGCGGUGUGGAAUUUUUUCAAAAGGACCCGGGAUACAAAUAUAGCCAUUUGUAAGUUGUGUGGCAAAACUUAUAAAUCGAGCGGCAAUACAACAAACCUGAUGGACCAUUUAAAUCGAAUUCAUCCGGAAGCUAAGGCCGAUGGAAAGCCUAACAAGCGUGUAACCAUUUCGAUUGUAAAUCCACUUAUCUGCGAGCUACACAAGCGAUUAAAUGAAAUACAAUGUUUGGAACAACAGGAUGCCAUGGCUGCUCUAAAUUACGUUAAGGAACGCCUGCCUACACGCCUCUUUCAAUAUGAGACAAGUACGAUUACCAGGAUUGCCACCAUUAUCGAUCCUCGAUUUAAAAAAGAUGGCUUUUUGUCAGCCUUAAAUGCCGAACAGGCUUCUAAAGCUGUAGAGGAAGAAUUGUCCAUCGAAAUCUCAAAACUAAAGCAAACCCCUCAACCAACGCCACCAACAACAACGCCACUCAGAUGUGAUAGGACUGGAAGUAAAGGCGGCGGAGUCGCUGUUAUAGUCAGUAAGAAUGUGAAGCACAAACAGAUCUCCAAUAUGAACACGCAUCUCAUUGAAAACGGCAUUUAA